AUGAGAUCAAACCCGAACAGGCGAAACCCUGAUUUUUGGUGCGAAUUUCACAACAAUCACGGUCACAAAACGGCAGAUUGCAGGUUGCUGCAAGGUGAAGUAGAACAUUUAUUAAAACAAGGAUAUUUAACUGAAUUAUUCAGUGAAAAGGGAAAGCAGGCAUAUAUGAAAAAUAGGCAGGAGCCCCCAAAACCCCCUUCACCAAAAAGGACGGCUAAUGUCAUAAGUGGAGGAGAAGAAAUCAAUGGCGUAACAUAUACAGCAGUGAGGAAGAUGUCAAAAAUAACAGUUGCAUACGGGAAGCGAGUUCAACAGGUUUUGGAAGAAGAUAGUAUUACAUUUGAUGAUGCAGAUGCAGACGGCGUGCUAACCCCACAUAAUGAUGCACUGAAACGAAGUGGAAGCUCCGGUAGUCCUUUUCAUGUUCAGUUUGCGAUUGAGCUGUUUUGA
Messenger RNA from Nicotiana attenuata, 450 nucleotides. RefSeq lists its product as uncharacterized. The coding region runs from base 1 to 450 and encodes 149 amino acids. The transcript is spliced from 2 exons. Lineage: Eukaryota; Viridiplantae; Streptophyta; Magnoliopsida; Solanales; Solanaceae. The record is from RefSeq and is a predicted model, not a curated record.